UACAUCCUCCUCACAGAGCUGUGAAGUUUAGGUACGUGACAGCUCUGCCUACAUCUUACGUCCAGAAUGCCUGUGUGUCUGUAUGUGUCUCUGUUGAAUCGCCAGAAUCCUUCUUAGGGGUUAAGCUAAAAAGCUAGGAGAAGAGCCCCUCUCCAAUGGGCUCAGUUUUGCUGAAUAAUCACGUGUGAAUCGAGGGGCGGGCUUUUGGCAGGCCGACCUUACUAGUAUUUACUACCAAGCUCUACUCCAGAUUAACCAUCCCAGUCCUUCUGUCAGCCUCCGAUGCCACCAUGCAGCCUGAUUAAGAGCCAAGGAAAGGGGAAAAGGAGAAGCAACUAAUCGUCUUUUCCCGAUCGUCAGGACCCUAAAGAAUGGCCGAGCCUUGGGGGAACGAGUUGGCGUCCGCAGCUGCCAGGGGGGACCUAGAGCAACUUACUAGUUUGUUGCAAAAUAAUGUAAACGUCAACGCUCAAAAUGGAUUUGGGAGAACUGCGCUGCAGGUUAUGAAACUUGGAAAUCCGGAGAUUGCCAGGAGACUUCUACUCAGAGGUGCUAAUCCCAAUCUGAAAGACCGAACUGGCUUCGCUGUCAUUCAUGAUGCAGCCAGAGCAGGUUUCCUGGACACUGUGCAGGCCCUGCUGGAGUUUCAGGCCGACGUUAACAUAGAAGAUAAUGAAGGAAACCUGCCCCUGCACUUGGCUGCCAAAGAAGGCCACCUCCCUGUGGUGGAGUUCCUGGUGAAGCACACAGCCAGCAACGUGGGGCAUCGGAAUCAUAAGGGGGACACCGCCUUCGACGUGGCCAGGUUCUAUGGAAGAAAUGAGGUCAUUAACCUGAUGGAGGCAAAUGGGGUCGGGGGAGCCACAAAUCUACAGUGAGUGCGGGGAGGCCUUUCCCACGCGGCCUUUACUUUGUCAGUUAGUUGGCUGUCCUGACUGGUUUACUAUCAUUGUUAAAAUAUAAGGUCUUGUUUUCUUUUUCUUAUUUUGAGCAACUAGCUAAAUCCUUUGAAAUUGCCUAAUUGGAAAUCUCACUACAAGUUUAUGAAAUAUUUAAACAUCUUUUUCACUGUCAAAAUUCUGAUUUCUAACAUGUAAUUGCAAAUAGCUACGCCUUUCUUCUGGAUAUUUUAUCUGUGAUUUUUUCUUUGUUUCCCUUUGCCAGUGUCAGCGCCCGACCUGUAGACCUUGUUUUAAACAUUACUUGUCCUGAUGCAUCUUUGCCUAAUUAAAGCACAUCUUCAGAGAAGGA
Molecule: messenger RNA, 1251 nt
Organism: Microtus ochrogaster (prairie vole)
Lineage: Eukaryota; Metazoa; Chordata; Mammalia; Rodentia; Cricetidae
Gene: Cdkn2c
Product: cyclin dependent kinase inhibitor 2C
Biological process (GO): regulation of G1/S transition of mitotic cell cycle; negative regulation of cell population proliferation; regulation of cyclin-dependent protein serine/threonine kinase activity
Cellular component (GO): cytoplasm; nucleus
Molecular function (GO): protein kinase binding; cyclin-dependent protein serine/threonine kinase inhibitor activity
Source: RefSeq, a predicted model, not a curated record